This is a messenger RNA of Necator americanus (New World hookworm), 321 nucleotides long. RefSeq lists its product as uncharacterized. The transcript has a single exon. The record is from RefSeq and is a predicted model, not a curated record. The coding region runs from base 1 to 321 and encodes 106 amino acids. NCBI's taxonomy places the organism in Eukaryota, Metazoa, Nematoda, Chromadorea, Rhabditida, Ancylostomatidae.
AUGAUGUACGGAUCGGAGACUUGGGCAGCACCAUCAACGGUUAUGGAGAGGCUUGACUGUACGGAACGAAAGCUGCUUAGACGGCUACUUGGCUACUUUUGCCCUAGGAUAUGUCACAAUGAAGAUCUUUACGCAGAAAUUGAUGUGGUAUACCGGCGGAUGAUACGUGGAAAACACCAACAUCUUGCAUCGCCAUCGGAAGUGGCUAAAGUAAAUCGUCUUCGCUCCUUUGGUCAUAUAUUAAGGAGACCGGCAGAUCGCCCUGUUCAACGAGUUCUGAGGAGUUCGUCGGGUUCGAGCUGGAAGAAGCCACCUGGCUGA